This is a messenger RNA of Phytophthora sojae, 513 nucleotides long. RefSeq lists its product as hypothetical. The record is from RefSeq and is a predicted model, not a curated record. The transcript is spliced from 2 exons. The annotation marks the transcript as partial. Lineage: Eukaryota; Oomycota; Peronosporomycetes; Peronosporales; Peronosporaceae.
GGAAGGAAAGCUACAAAGUUUGUGCAUAGAUGGAUGGGGCCGAUACGUAUCGUGAGUGGAGCUGGCUGCGACAACUAUUUGGUGAGGCGAGAGGAUAAGAACGGAGAGCUACGUGAAUUUAUAGCUCAUGUUUCCUUUCUGACGACCUACAACGAGCCUACCGACGAGUUGCAGAAGGCGGCAGCAGACAUCGAAGCGCAGCUGAACUAUGAAGGCGAGGUCGAACGCGAAGCAGCAGGCAAGAGAAGACGUCGGCCAGCAGCUACGAGUGAGAAGGCUUGGAGAGACGACGGUGAGCAGCUGGUGGAAGUCGCUAGACGACGACGACGAAACAAGGCGGGACACUACGUACUGGAGUAUAAGCUACGACUCGCACGCAGUACCCACGAUGAACACGAUGUCCACGAGGACGCCGAGGACGACGCCACACGAUGGGUGUCGCUCACAGAGUACCACCGCUUGUUCGACACGGGCAGAUUCGUGGAAGACUCUGACGGUGGAGAAGGCAUGUGA